AUGCCUGAGCCCCCUCUCCUCAUGCGGCCCCUUCUGGUCAAUGGCGUCACCGGCGAUGGGGGAGCUCCGGAUGCUCUGGAACCCAUCGCCAUCGUUGGUCUUGCUACGCGUUUCGCGCAUGCCGCCUCCACGGAAGGUCUAUGGGAGACUUUAUUGCAGGCACGUUCUACCUGGUCGUCCAUCCCGAAAGAACGAUUCAAUGCCGCCGCGUUCUAUCAUCCGGAUCCUGAGCAUGGAGGCACGUUUCAUGUACAAGGAGGUCAUUACCUCACCGAAGACCCUGCCUAUUUUGAUGGAUCGUUCUUCAAUAUCAGCAAGAGUGAAUUGUUGACCAUGGAUCCGCAGCAGCGGUUGGUGAUGGAGAAUGUCUUCCAUGCGCUUGAGAAUUCCGGGAUUUCCAUGACUGAUGCGCUGGGCUCGAAUACGUCCGUGUUUGUCAGUGGAUUCAAUCACGACUAUCUCAGCAUUCUCAAUUCUGAUCCGGAGACGACUAUUAAAUACAAGCCAACCGGAGUCACCAACGCAAUUCUGUCGAACCGUGUUAGCUGGUUCUUUGACUUCAAGGGCCCAAGUAUGACCAUUGAUACUGCCUGCUCUAGUAGUCUAGUGGCAUUGCAUCUGGCAGUGCAAAGCUUGCGGGCUCGUGAAACAAACAUGGCCCUUGUCAGCGGCGUCAGCAUCCUGGAGAACCCAGCCGAGACCAUUGGCAUGAGCCACCACGGUCUACUCGGUGCUCAAGGACGGUCUUUUAGCUUCGAUGCUCGGGCAGAAGGCUAUGCCCGCGGAGAGGGUGUUGGUACGGUAGUUUUGAAGCCGCUGUCCGUCGCGGUGAGGGACGGCGAUACGAUCCGCGCUGUGAUACGUGAGACCGGAGUCAACCAGGACGGUCGAACACCGGGGAUCACCGUGCCCAAUGCAGAAGCCCAAGAGCGAUUGAUACGCGAAGUGUACUGGAGAGCCGGUUUGGAUUUGGCAGAAACGAGAUUCGUCGAGGCUCACGGCACUGGCACCUCAAUUGGUGAUCCAAUCGAAGCAGGUGCGCUUGCCCGGGCAUUUAAAUGCAGGCGAGACACUCCUAUGUACAUCGGCUCAAUCAAAUCCACCAUUGGGCAUCUCGAAGGUGGCUCCGGCGUUGCAAGUCUCAUUAAAUCCAUUCUCAUUCUCGAAACUGGCAUCAUCCCCCCCAAUUUCGAUCUGCAGGAGGUCAACCCUAAAAUCCCGGCGGCCGACUGGAACAUCGCUUUCCCAACAAAGAACACCCCAUGGCCAUCAUCGGGAUUGCGAAGAAUAUCUGUCAACUCGUUUGGAAUCGGAGGUACCAACGCUCACUGUAUCCUCGAUGACGCCUACCACUUCCUCAAUCAACGACGCAUACCAGCUACCCAUAACACAACAAUGAGCGUACCGAAGCUUGCGAAUGUCAGAGGAAGGCUUUCGUCAUCAACCCGACCAGACAACGACACGGAUCACAGCAGAUCAAGCUCAGCAGACGGAAGCGAUCAUUCUGUCAGCAGUGGUGCCUUCGUCGAUACGCCCACAAGUGACGCGUUCUGCUAUUCCCCCAUCUUAGGUUCAUUAACGUCAUACACAAGCCUGAUGAGUGUUCCCCGAAUCUUCAUAUUGUCUGCCUUUGACGAAGAUGGCGUCAAGCGUAAUGCAUCAUCAUACGCCCACUACCUCGACCGCAGGACGAACCUUUCCAAUAGCCUCGACCGGGUUCUCGACGACCUUUCCUUCACCCUCUCGAAUCGGCGAUCUUUAUUUGCUUGGAAAAGUUUUGUGACAGCAUCGACACCGAAAGAGCUUGCUUGGAAACUGUCAGAGUCUAAUUUCACCAAGCCCGUCAGAUCGACUCGUACACCGGAAAUUUCUUUCGUUUUCACCGGACAGGGCGCUCAAUAUCAAGCAAUGGGAAGAGCUCUGUUGGCUUACCCUGUUUUCCAAGAAUCACUAGAGGAGGCUUCGGACUACAUUCGUCGACUGGGAAGCCCAUGGUCACUUAUUGGUAAGGCACCUUUAACUUUAUACCGUCCGCCAAAAAUCAGCUUACACGAUAUAGAUGAACUGCUGACUGAAAGGAAAUCCCCUCGAGUCGACUUUCCUGAAAUUGCGCAUCCACUCUGUACGGCACUGCAAGUGGCAAUUGUUGACCUAUUAGCCAGUUGGGGUAUAUUCCCGAGGUUCGUAACUGGGCACUCGUCUGGCGAAAUUGCCGCCGCAUACUGUGCCGGUAAACUAUCCCGAGAAGGUGCAUGGAAGGUUGCAUACUACCGUGGAUACGUUUCAUCAAAGCAACUUUCCAUCAAUGGAGCCAUGAUGGCUGUAGGACUGGAUUCCUCACAACUUGAGCCCUACAUUGAUAUUGUUCGAAAACGCUGUACCGGCGAGCUUAUCAUUGCUUGUUACAAUAGCCCCAAGAACAACACCGUCUCUGGAGACGAGAAAAUGAUAGAUGCACUGAAAGAACUGCUGGAUACCGACGGCGUGUUCUCUAGAAAGCUGAAUGUCAAGAAUGCGUACCACUCAGCGCACAUGGUUGCUAUCGCUGAGGAGUACCUACAGCUUAUGGGAGACAUUUCAUUUGGAAGGCGGUUGGCGGUUCCCCAUGUGGUGCACAUGGUCUCAACUGUCACCGGAGAAGAAGUUUUGGAUGAGCACCUUUCCGGCCAGUACUGGGUUGAUAACAUGGUGUCACCCGUGCGGUUCACCAAUGGUCUGACUACAAUGAACUCACGGUCGUCAGAUGCCGGCGAGAGCAUGACACACAUCGUGGAGAUCGGACCGCAUACGACAUUGCAAAGCGCCAUCAAGGAAACGGUGGGUCUGAGCAAGGAUCGGUCGGCCAUCAAAUACCUCGCAGUCUUGAAACGCAGCGACUCCAGUCUGAACGUUUUGCUCAGCACUGUUGGGUACUUGGCUGCGAGUGGCUGCUCGGUGGAUCUGCACAAGGUGAACCUGGCCUCGCGACCACAAGCAAAGCCGUGCAAAAUGCUGGUCGAUCUGCCACCUUAUGCCUUCAAGCACACGGAGAAAGUUCUUUACGAGAGCCGCUUGAGCAAGAAUGUGCGGCAAAGAAAAUUCCCGCGUCACGAUCUGUUCGGUGCUCCUGUCGCGGAUUGGAACGCGAAUGCCCCGAGAUGGAGACAUUUCGUGCGAUUGAACGAAAAUCCUUGGCUAAGAGACCACAAGGUCACUGGAAAUUAUGUCUACCCCGGAGUUGGAUAUCUCGUCAUGGCUAUUGAGGCCUCCCGUCAAUUGGCCGGUAACAAACACAUUAGCGGAUUUCAACUGCGUCGAGUUUCCAUCAGGAGAGCUUCGAUUAUCCCGGAGACCAAGGAGGGGAUUGAAGUCAGCUUGUCCAUGGUAAUGGCAGAGAUCUCGUCUGAGUCAAGAGUCUGGCGCCGCUUCCAAAUCAGCUCUUACAAUGAGUCCAGCGAUGACUGGACAGAACACUGUUCAGGAUUUAUUCAUGUUGAGCUUCAAUCCUCGCCCGAUCCCGUCGACAGCGGCCACGAGAAAGCCGAGGAAGCUCGAGCUUGGAAGGCUGAUCUGAAACGUGCUCACGAAACAUGCGGGCAACCAAUUAAUUUUCACACCACCUACAACAACCUUCAAACAGCGGGACUAAACUUCGGACCGCUCUUCCGUAAUCUAGGCAAUGUGCGAUCAAGUGGCUCACGAAUGGGGUUCAUGACCGGCACCGUAACCGUUCCUGACAUUGAGGAGUCAAUGCCAAAGCGGUACAUGCACGCCCAUUUGAUCCACCCCGCGACGAUGGAUAGCAUGAUUCAUAUGAUGAUAGCCGCAGUGCUCGACUCCACCGGCAAAUCCUCCCUGCAGGAAAUCAGGCUACCUACAUAUAUUCGCGACAUGUGGGUAUCAGCGGAUUUGAACUCCACGCCCCGUCACAAGUUCACGGGGCACGCAUCUGUCACUAUUGCCGCAUCUGAGAAGUUCGAAGGCAAUAUUAGAAUCAUGGAUGAAGUCAGCAAGGAGAAUCGAAUUCGCAUGGAUGGGAUUGAGCUUACGCCUCUUGAGACUGGUCUCGUGGAAGAGAGCGAGCGGCGUCUAUGCACUGCAAUCGAAUGGAAGCCCGAUAUGCAUUUCCUAAAUUCAAAGGCUGCUUGUGAGCUCAGCUCGAUCGGAAAUGUUGACCAUGACCAGAACCGAUACUGGGUCAAGCGCCUUCAGCUUGCUACCAUGCUCUAUGUCACCGAUGCCUUGGUUGAACUGAAUGGCAUUGAUGUGGAGACCCUUGAUCUUCAUUUGCGCAGGUUUUGGGACUGGAUGAAUCACACGCAGGACCUUCUCGUCAGUGACAAGAUGAUUCACCUAACCUAUGCAGAGUUCAAAGAGGUCUCGCGGAACAGUGCACUGAAGGAAUCUAUCUUCAAGGAAAUCGAAGCGCACGGUGCAGAGGGUGCAAUCACCGCUCGCAUGGGGCGCAACAUUGCUGCUGUCAUGCGCCAAGAAGCUGACCCGUUGCAUCUGAUGUUCGGCCAAGAUGCUGUCAUGGAAGGAGUCUACAAGGAAGGCCUUCACCUUUACGAUCUACCACACCAUCUUCAAAGCCACCUUUCUCUUUUACGACAUCAACAUUCAGAAUUGAACAUCCUGGAGAUCGGUGGCGGCACAGGCAGUUUCACUGCAGAGGUUCUGAAAGUGCUCUCGCCAGAGUCAGAUGCGCGGGUUGCCCGAGGUAGUAUCGCACAGUAUACCUUUACCGACAUAUCAUACGGAUUUUUUGAAAAGGCAAAGGAACGCUUCCAAUCAUGGAGCGAUCUCAUGACAUUCCAGGCCCUCAACAUCGAAAGAAGCCCUGUUGACCAAGGUUUCCAGACUGGUAAAUACGACUUGAUAUUUGCCGGGAAUGUCAUCCAUGCUACAGCCAACCUAUACACUGCACUCGGCAAUCUGCGCUCUCUGCUUCGACCCGGUGGACAGUUGAUCAUGCAAGAAGGUAUCAGACAAGAUUUUCUGUGGUACCCCCUUGUCUUCGGCCAACUUCCUGGAUGGUGGCUUGGCAAUGAGCCUAUAAGACAAUGGUGUCCGUAUAUACCAGCCACCGAAUGGAAUACAAUCCUGAUGGAGUCUGGGUUCUCUGGCGUCGACAUUGAGUACCCGAGCUCGACCCAAGAGGACUUGAGUUGGCAGAGCAUUCUUGUUUCUACGGCCACCGACACAAACAUCAAACCGCCUCAUAGUGUCCUCAUUUUAUCAUCUGAAUCACAUGUGACGGCAGAUGCGGUCGGCAUCCUUCGUCAAAUGUUCCCACAGAUACAAGGCGGCACUAAAGUGACCACCAUAAAACCGUCGGAACUCGAACACGUCGCUUUCCAGAAUGCUCUGUGUAUCUCAUUUCUCGAUCUCGAAGGAAGCUUCCUAUCUGAAAUUGACGAAAUUCAAUACAUGGCAGUUAGAAAGAUGCUAAUGGAAUGCCAAAACCUGCUCUGGGUGACACCCGAUUCUCGCGAAAACCCUUUCGCCAACAUGAGUACGGGUUUGCUUCGCACAGUUCGCUGGGAACGUGACGCAGAUGGCUCAAACAUCGUGUCCCUGACAGUCGCAAAUCCCAAGGAGGUCCCUGCCAGCCAUAUGGCUAUGAACAUCCGCAGAAUCAUCGACCGUCAGUUCCUGGGGCAGGAUGACAACGAUCGCCAUGCCGAAUAUCUUUUGAAAGAUGGCCUGGUUCACAUCGGUCGUUUGAGUGAAUGGGAGAAAGCGGAUGAUUUCCUUGCUAUGCAGACUUUGAAUGUGGCUCCUGAGCUUAAGAGGCUUGGUGAUUUGGACAGGCCGAUUGAGCUUGUCCCCAGGACAAAUGAUCUUCACUGGAUUAUGGACGACUCACACGAUACUCCCCUUGGCAACGCAGAAAUUGAGGUCGAGGUCCGCGCAGUCGGUCUAAACUCCGAGCCCGGUGCUUCCAACUGGUCGAAUGAGGCUUCUGGUGUGGUUAAGAAAGUAGGUCUCGCCGUGGAAAGUCUGGCACCAGGUGACCGUGUUGUUUUCCUGAGUACGGGUAGUAUCUGUUUCCGUACGCUGGCCCGAGUCGACCAGGCCCUGGCAGUCAGACUACCAGAAAAGAUCCCGUUCGAUGUUGCUGCUGGGAUACCUUCAAUCUACAUCGCUGCACUUUACGGGCUUGGCGGAGUUGCCAGGCUUAGUGAAGAUGACGCCGUCCUGAUCCACACUGGCGCCUCUGUUCUUGGUCAAGCGGCUAUACAAUACGCGAAAAUGAUCGGAGCCGAAAUCUACACCACGGUCUCGACGCCUGAAGACCAAGCAUUCAUCACUUCAGAGUAUGGCAUUCCCAAGGAGCAUGUCUUUUCCAGCGGAGAUCUCAGCUUCGCGAGGGGCAUCAUGAGAAGCACGAAGGGCGCUGGUGUCGAUGUCAUUUUUAACACCCUGACCGGCGAGGCCCUGCAGGAGUCCCUGGGUUGCAUCGCCCCGUUCGGCCGGUUCAUCGAAGCAUCCAACAAAAGUGCUCGGGACAAUGCCACGAUUGAUCUUGCUCCACUACAGCGAAACGUGACAAUGUCCAGUUUGGAUAUUCCUCUCCUGAUUAAACAACGCCCAAAGCUUGUUCGACGCUUGUUGGCCGAGGCACUGAAGUUGUUCUCCGAGGGGAGGAUUGGCCAAGUUAGCCCGAUGACUGUCCUGGAUUUCACACAGAUCAAGGAAGGUGUACAGUCUCUGCGCAACAGCCAAAGGCCUGGCAAGAUUAUCUUCACCCCUGAUCCUUCGAAUCUCAUUUCCAUUGCCCCCCAGAAUGUGGCUCCUUAUCAAUUUGAAAGCAAUGCAUCCUACCUACUGGCUGGUGGUCUUGGCGGCCUGGGACGCAGUAUAGCUCGUUGGAUGGCUGCUCGUGGUGCGAAGAAUCUGAUAUUCCUCUCACGUUCCGGAAGGGUCACAGAGUCGGUCGAGGAGAUGAAUGCCGACCUAGAGAGUAUUGGUUGUAACGUUCACAUUUUCUCCUGUGACGUUGCUGACGCGGACCGUCUACGAGCUGUUGUCAACCAAUGUUCGGCCUCAUUGCCGCCGAUCAAAGGAUGUAUCCAGGGAUCCAUGGUUCUACGGGAUGGUGCUUUCGCCAGCAUGUCGUUCGAGGACUGGCAAGCCGCAAUCUGUCCAAAAGUUCAGGGUUCAUGGAACCUGCACCAGACACUUCCCCAGAAUCUCGACUUCUUCGUGAUGCUAUCCUCAGUUGCCGGCAUUUUCGGUAACCGUGGCCAAUCCAACUACGCAGCAGGGAACACCUUCCAAGAUGCACUAGCAGCUUUCCGGGUUUCUCAAGGAUUGAACGCAUCCAGUAUCAAUCUCGGCAGUGUUUCAAGUGUGGGGUGGGUCGCAGAGAACCGAAGCUCGAUGCGCACGCACACUGCAACGCUCUUUGAGCUUUUGCGGGAGGAAGAAGUACACGGAGCCAUUGAGUUCUUAAUCGACACCAGAUACAAGAAAGCCAACAAUGAUACCACCCCUCACUCACAGCUGGUCCUCGGCCUUCCGGCUGCCCAGAUGUGUCGACAAAACGGCAUUCCACCCCCGACAUAUCUCAACUACUCUCUUUUCACGCACCUUCGCACAACAGCCACGGCCAAGGCUACAGAAACAAACGAACAGAAAACCAUGAAUACAGCCGCCCUUCUCGCUGCAACGGCCAACAAAGACGACGCCGUAACCGUCGUCUCAAACGGUCUCAUCGAACGACUAUCCUCCCUCCUCGCCAUCCCAACCUCCGAACUCGAUCCCCGAAGAUUUGGCUUCGGAGGCAUUGACUCCUUAGUCGCCAUGGAAUUCCGCUCCUGGAUAGUCAAGGAGUUGAAAGCCGAAGUAUCUUUACUUGACAUCAUGGGCGCACGGAAUAUUCAAAGUCUGAGUGAGAAGAUCACUCAGACUAGCCGGCUUGUCGGUGAAUCAUGA
This is a messenger RNA of Penicillium cinerascens, 7920 nucleotides long. RefSeq names its product type I polyketide synthase. Gene Ontology annotation, molecular function: 3-oxoacyl-[acyl-carrier-protein] synthase activity; oxidoreductase activity; fatty acid synthase activity. The transcript has 5 exons. The coding region runs from base 1 to 7920 and encodes 2639 amino acids. Gene Ontology annotation, biological process: fatty acid biosynthetic process; secondary metabolite biosynthetic process. Lineage: Eukaryota; Fungi; Ascomycota; Eurotiomycetes; Eurotiales; Aspergillaceae. The record is from RefSeq and is a predicted model, not a curated record.